AUGGAGAGCCUUCUCAAUAACAACAGCUCCACCUCCACCACUGAGCCCCUCCUGCCCCUUUUGAACCCUGACCCAACCAACUGCAGCGCCUGGGACCAGCGGUGGGGGGCACCAUACCUGCACAGGUUAGCCCACCUUGACAUGCAGCUCUACCAAGACUUCUACUUUGUGUGGGUCACUCUCAUGGUGUGUAACUGCCUGAUGCUGGUGGUCGGUGUGGUCCUCAACUCUCUGGCUCUCUAUGUCUUCUGUGGAGCCUCCACCAACUCCUCUGCCUCUGUGGUUUACACCAUAAACCUGGCUGUAGCUGACCUGCUGGUGGCGCUGUCACUGCCCGCUCGCAUCGCUCUGUACCACAGUGGAGGGAGCUGCUUGGCCUGCUCCUACGUUCACACCUUCAGCUACUUUGUCAACAUGUACUGCAGUAUCCUAUUUCUGACAAGUAUCUGCGUAGAUCGGUACCUGGCUGUCGUACAUGCAUCCAGCACUCUCCAUCGAUGCAGGACCCCGGGAACUGCCAGGUGUGUCAGCGCCACAGUUUGGUUCACUGCAGUUGUGGUCACCUACUCUUUCCAGACCACAGCGUUGGAGUUCAGCUCCUCCUGUGUGCUCCUUCCUGCCCUCUUCUACCUCACCAUCCUGGAGUUCCUGCUCCCCCUGUUGGCCGUGGCGGGCUUCACUCUGCGGGUCGCCUGUUUCCUCUCCUGCAGCCACGGCCUGGUGCCCCAGCAGAGCAGGGCGAGGAGGGCCCGCGCUGUUAGGCUUCUGGCCACCGUCCUGGUGGUCUUCACUAUCUGCUUCACGCCGUUCCACGUCCGCCAGGUGCUGGUUUACUUCAGGGUGAAGGUCGGAGGGGAGGGGCUUGAUCAGGGGCCGGGGCAUGUGCUUGCCUAUCAUAUUACAGUGACCCUGAGCAGCCUGAACAGCUGCCUGGAUCCAGUGGUUUACUGCUUUGUGACUGACAGCUUCAAGAGAGUGUGGGGGAAGAGAAGGAGAGGAGCGAGGGAGAGGGACGGGGAGGCAGGGCACACCAGUGGGGAAGAAGGGGAGAGGAAUUCAGUGAGUAAAUGUCCAGGUACGGCUCUGGCUUUAGCUCACAGCGUGGUCACACUCACCUUCACCAGCUCCCCCCUCUCUGCUGCCAACAUGGAACAGUCCACUUAA
Messenger RNA from Gymnodraco acuticeps, 1164 nucleotides. RefSeq names its product G-protein coupled receptor 20. Gene Ontology annotation, biological process: positive regulation of Rho protein signal transduction; phospholipase C-activating G protein-coupled receptor signaling pathway. Gene Ontology annotation, cellular component: membrane. The transcript is spliced from 4 exons. Bases 1 to 1164 code for a protein of 387 amino acids. The record is from RefSeq and is a predicted model, not a curated record. Lineage: Eukaryota; Metazoa; Chordata; Actinopteri; Perciformes; Bathydraconidae. Gene Ontology annotation, molecular function: G protein-coupled receptor activity.